GAUCAACACUCUGUGGUAGGCCAGGGAGCUGGACCCACUCCAAGCUCCAGUUCUUGCUCAAAUCCAAACACUGGAAGUGGUUACAUGAACUCAUCCCAGCAAUCAGUGUUGAAUCAGCAACUGAUGGAAAAGAAACAGGCUCUGCAGCGGCAAAUGAUGGAGCAAAAACAACUCCUUCUACAGCAGCAGAUGUUGGCAGAGGCUGAAAAAAUAACUCCACAAGAUCAGCUGAACAGACACUUGACACGGCCACCACCAGAUUAUAAAGACCAAAGAAGGAAUGUGGUCAACAUGCAACAAGCAAACCAAUAUCCUGGUGGUUCACCAGCUGUGAGUAUAAGCUCCAACAACAUGUCCCUGUCCAACCCAAUUUCAACUCAUAGCAUCAUGCCCCAGACCUCCAGCCUCAUGUCCACCCCUGCUGGGACCCGAAUGCCUUCUGUUCCUGCUGCUCGGAGUAUGGGCUGCUAUGGGAGCCUUCCUUGCAACCAACAAAGUGCAUACAAUGUGACUUCAGGAAUGAACCAAAUGCAGCCACACAGAAACCAAAAUCCAGUCCUGCCCAGUCAGAAUAACUCCGUGAUAUCUCGACAGCAAACCAUGACGCAGGGAAGCAACGUGGCAGCUUUUGGGACAGGGUCAGUGGUCAACCCACAGCAAGUGAGGCCAAGUUUGAACCAUGGAGCCACAGGUAUUCCCACACAAAGGCCGGUCAACGUGAUGAUCACGGCUACUGCCACUGCCCAGAACUGGGCCCCACAAGAAGCUGCGGUGAAGCAGCAGGAUGCACUGAAACCCACAGGGGUCCGUUUCCCCACUGGCACUCCAUAUCCUAACCAGUCUUUGCAACGCAAUGUAGGCAACCAGCAUUUUCCUCAGCGUGCGUUGGCACCUCCGAAUCAGUUAACAGCGGGAGUCCAAAUGAGGCCUCCUCUAAACCAAAUGCACCAGACUUUAAAUGGACAGUCUGCUGGCUCACUACGAGGUCUCAGCAUAAGACCUAACCAGCUGAGAGGACAGACUGUGCCUACCUUGAACCAGCCAGGAGCAAGUAUGACCCCUCCGUCAUCUCUGCCAUCAACAGGUUUCACAUCUACAACCCAAAACUCUCGGGCUUACCAAGGAAGUGACCAUGGUAAUGACCUAGCAUUUGACUUUCUGAACCAGCAAGGUGACAGUAUAGGACCUGCGCUCAACAGUGAUUCAGACUUUAUAGAUUCUUUACUGAAAACGGAACCUGGUAACGAUGACUGGAUGAAAGACAUCAACCUGGAUGAAAUUUUGGGAAACCAUUCGUAA
Merops nubicus (carmine bee-eater) is the source of this 1299-nucleotide messenger RNA. Its product is annotated as mastermind-like protein 2. Gene Ontology annotation, biological process: positive regulation of transcription of Notch receptor target. The transcript has 3 exons. NCBI's taxonomy places the organism in Eukaryota, Metazoa, Chordata, Aves, Coraciiformes, Meropidae. The record is from RefSeq and is a predicted model, not a curated record. Gene Ontology annotation, cellular component: nucleoplasm. The annotation marks the transcript as partial. Gene Ontology annotation, molecular function: transcription coactivator activity.